Molecule: messenger RNA, 1202 nt
Organism: Salarias fasciatus (jewelled blenny)
Lineage: Eukaryota; Metazoa; Chordata; Actinopteri; Blenniiformes; Blenniidae
Product: immunoglobulin superfamily member 1-like
Exons: 6
Coding region: 36-917 (293 amino acids)
Biological process (GO): interleukin-15-mediated signaling pathway; T cell activation; positive regulation of ERK1 and ERK2 cascade
Cellular component (GO): external side of plasma membrane; membrane raft
Molecular function (GO): protein tyrosine kinase binding; MHC class II protein binding
Source: RefSeq, a predicted model, not a curated record
CAGAGAAAAAGCCUCAUUGAUUUCCUGGUGGCAGAAUGACUCUGCUCAUGUUGAUGCUGGUUUUUCUGCUUCAGAAUGGAGGCAUCAGAGGAAAGAUCUGUUUCUAUCAUCUCUAUCAGAGACCUGGAAAAGAUGUCUUGUUACCCUGUCUUCAGGAAUCAUUAUCUUAUAUCAGAUGUUCAAGUUUUACCUGGCUUUACAACAAAGAUAACAAUGGAACUUCUACUGAUGUUCGUGAUGGAGAAGUUGAGAAGAGCUCACCCCGAGCUGCCAGACUGAGUCUGGACACUAACUGCUCUCUGAUCAUCAAUAACAUCACAGCUGAGGACGCUGGUCUGUACACCUGUAGAUAUUUGACAGACACUAACUGGGACACACAGGUGAUUCUUAACAUUUUGACAAUUUCACCGUCAUCUACAGACACAGAUCCAAAUAAAGAUGGAGAAGUGACAUUAAGUUGCUCCAUGUUCAAAUAUGAGAAACCGUGUAAACUCAGGAGUCUCCGCUGGGUGGAUGAGACGGGAGCUGAGCUGGUUGGUGAAGGUGAUGGUUUCAAGUAUGGAGGACAGACAAACUGUGUUUCUUAUCUGACUGUGAAGCUUCAGACUGAACACAGCAGAAGAUACACCUGCCAGUAUGUUGAUGGAACAGCUGUGAAGAUCGAGGCUCACUACUCAAUUGUGUCCUCAGUGUCACCAACAGAUUCCACCGACUGGUCUCCUCUGAGAUACACCAUGUGGGCUCUGCGCAUCUCAUUAUUGAUCCUCAUGAUGGUCAUCACGGCUCUGAUCAUCAGAGGCAGAGGAAGCAGCAGGCAGCUCAGAAACAACAGAGUUCGUUACAUCAAGACUGAUGAUGGUGGAGCAGUGAACUAUGAAAAUGUAGAACAGCGUCUGUCUCCUUCCACGCUGCGCUGAUCUCCAGCAAUAACAACUCUCCAUGCUAACAUGAACUGUUUUGAUUCCUCGCUGAAAAAUUCAACAUGCUGACAGAUUUUAGGAUUAAUGUCUCUUUCAUACAGAUGAGGUUAACAGGUUGUAGGUUUCAGAUCCAAAGAAGAUUAAAUAUGCUGACUUUGAAUCCUUGAGGUUUAAGACUAGAAAGCCAGAAACCUCAGGCUCAACAUGGACUCUGACAGCUCUCAGAAACAGAAGCUCAUGUUUAUUUGAGAGGUGUGAUGAUAAUCAAUUCAAAUCAUUGUU